Messenger RNA from Fundulus heteroclitus (mummichog), 1376 nucleotides. RefSeq lists its product as uncharacterized. The record is from RefSeq and is a predicted model, not a curated record. NCBI's taxonomy places the organism in Eukaryota, Metazoa, Chordata, Actinopteri, Cyprinodontiformes, Fundulidae. The coding region runs from base 87 to 1313 and encodes 408 amino acids. The transcript has 7 exons.
AAGACUUCAACCAACCCAUCACUGUCUGCUGACACGCACACUCUCACCGUUUUCCUGUGUUCACCUGCGAAAGCCACAAUCUAAAGAUGUUCCAGGUCACCAGACCAGACGACACUGAAAGUGUGGAUGAUCAAACAAACGGAUCCAGACCAGAUGAGAACACCGAAAGUGAAACUGAGGAUGAUAAAACAAACGGAUCCAAAACUGACGAAAACACUGAUAGUGAGGAUGAUCAGGGGGAAGAUAUCUUGGAUGGUUCUUCAAAGAUGAACAGUUCUGAAACUAGCAUAGCCUCUCAGUUGCAGCAAUUCACAUUUGGGUCUGGGAACAUCAGUGACAUCGAAGUUUCCCUGAGUAAGGAUGAUGAGAGAAAACUCUCCAUGAAAGGCUUCAAGAAGAUUGAUGUGAAUCUGAAUAAAGGAGCAGGAGGAGAAGAAAUGUAUAUCUGGUACAAAACGUCCUGCUGUGUACCUUACAUCACCAGGAUUCAACUAUCAUUCAAAGAAGAAAUGUGUCAAGGUCUGAAGGAGGCAAAUUAUGAUAGGGUUGACAAGAACCUCAAUGAAGGAGCCAAAGGCAACAGCAUUUAUCUGUGGUCUUACAAAGGUUGCAUUGAUGAAUAUGAUGUUCCCAUUGAGCACCUUUCCAUAACAACAUCUCCAGAUGAGGAAGCGGAGAAGUUUAAGUCAUCCUGGGAGAGGCUGGCCUGUAAUCUGAACCGGAGAGCUGGAGGAAACAACAUUCACCUGUGGGUGAAGCGAGCAAGACCAACAUACAUCUGUGAUCUCGCUGCUACUAAAGGCUUUGACAAAGAUGCUGAAAUGUUUAAUAAAGGGUACAUCAGAGUGGAUGAAGACACCAACAGAGGUACAAGAGGGGAUUAUGUCUUCAUCUGGUACCGCCUGACCACCGACAUAGACAGGGCCAUCAGUGAUAUGCAGGUCUCCAUCACUAAGGAAGAGUAUGAGUGCUUCAGUAAAGCAGGCUAUAAACUAGUCGAUCAGGAUCUCAACCAGGAGACCAAAGGAACACCCGUCUACCUGUGGUACAGGAAGGAUCAGCCGAUCUCUAACUUCAGUCUGAUGGUCAAGGAAACCGACCUGGAGAAGUACAAGAACGUGAUCCAAUUCAUCAAAAAAAACCUCAAUGAGGGAAAUGAUGGCUGCACAGAGUACCUGUGGUAUUAUCGAGAGGAAUCCAUCAGGAGCAAACCUGGCAAACCUGACAAACCUGGCAAACCUGAUAUCGGCGGAAUGGCCUGUCUGAUAUUUGGGGCCUUUUUUUUCUGGUUUUGGGACGCUUUUCAGCCAUGAUACUGUAGACUGGAUCAGGUACUCUAUGCUAUUACCACUAUACCUGAGCUACCUCAGCCUCAA